AUGGCUGCAGGUCGCGAGCAAAGUACCUGCAUCGCCAUCUUCUUCUGCUUAGCGCUUGUGUACUUCGGCAUAACCGUCAUCAAUAAGCGAAAGCGCACUCUCCUACUGCCUCCGGGUCCUACACGACUUCCUCUGCUAGGGAAUAUACACCAGGUUCCUUUUCAAUAUCAGUACUAUACGUUCACCCAGUGGGCUCGUGAAUAUGGGGAGAUCGUCUACACGCGCUUCUUUCAGCAAGACGUGGUGAUAGUGAAUACACUACGAGUUGCACAAGAGCUGAUGGAGAAGCGCGGCAUCAUCUACUCAGAUCGGCCUCGUUUUGUCGUUCUCGCUGAAGUGAGACUCUUCCACCCAAACUACGGCCUCAUGCCUUAUGGCGAUGAAUGGCGACGACAACGCAAGUGGGCACAGACAACGUUUCAAGCACGAGGUACUCUUGAGACUUAUCGUCCGCUGCAGCAACGCGAAGUUCGUUCGAUGCUUUCGAGCCUGAUUCAAGCGCCGGAAAACUUCGCAAAGCACAUCAACAGAUACGUAGCUGGUACCUCGAUGGAAGCUGCGCUAGAUCUCGGCCGCGUGGGCUCUUCGUUGGCAGACUUCUUCCCAAUUUUCCAGCACAUUCCCUGCUGGAUGCCGGGAGCGGGAUUCAAGCGCGAGGCCCUGCGACUCAGACGUGCCGUAGAAGAGGUUACGAACAUGCCUUUCGAGCAUGUCAAGACUGCAAUGUCGUCUGGCACUGCUAAGACUUCAUUCGUACGGCGGAUCCUAGAGGAGACUUCUGAGCUAGCAACGAACGCCGAGGACGAGCGCAGAAUCAAAGCUAGUGCCGCCAUGAUGCACGCAGCUGGUAUGAAUACGAUGCCUGCUGUCAUGAUUUCAUUCAUCUUAGCGAUGGUCGUGCACCCAGAUGUGUAUCGGAAAGCUCAGGUAGAAAUGGACGCCGUCGUCGGACGCUCGCGGUUGCCGAAUUUGGACGAUAGGCUCGCGCUGCCCUACUUGGAGUGUGUUCUGAAAGAAGUGUAUCGAUGGUGUUGCCCCGUGCCUCUCGGCGCGCCGCAUGCGAUCUUGAUAGAUGACCAAUACCACAAUUAUCUCAUACCUGGGAAAUCUACAGUUAUCCCAAACAUCUGGGCUAUGUCGCGAGAUCCAGAGAUCUAUACUGAAGCUGAUGUUUUCGACCCUGAUCGCUUCUCUCAUAGUCUCCCAGACACAGAUGAUUUGACCGAUCCGCGCAAAUAUAUAUUCGGUCUCGGACGAAGGUAUGAAUCAUUUGUGGGUCUGAUGUACUUGCACUUCUUGACUGCGCGAUAG
Messenger RNA from Laetiporus sulphureus 93-53, 1311 nucleotides. RefSeq names its product cytochrome P450. NCBI's taxonomy places the organism in Eukaryota, Fungi, Basidiomycota, Agaricomycetes, Polyporales, Laetiporaceae. Bases 1 to 1311 code for a protein of 436 amino acids. The transcript has 12 exons. Gene Ontology annotation, molecular function: oxidoreductase activity, acting on paired donors, with incorporation or reduction of molecular oxygen; heme binding; monooxygenase activity. The record is from RefSeq and is a predicted model, not a curated record.